GGCCCCGCCUCCGCCCCUCGCGGCACCGCCCGCCCGCGCAGACCCAGAGCGCGGCCGCGGACGAAGAUGGCGACCGCCAUGUACUUGGAGCACUACCUGGACAGCAUCGAGAACCUUCCAUGUGAGCUUCAGAGGAACUUCCAGCUCAUGCGAGAGCUGGACCAGAGGACAGAAGAUAAGAAAGCCGAGAUUGACAUCCUGGCCGCAGAGUACAUAUCCACGGUGAAGACCCUUUCUCCAGACCAGCGUGUGGAGCACCUGCAGAAGAUCCAGAGCGCCUACAGCAAGUGCAAGGAGUACAGUGACGAUAAGGUGCAGCUGGCCAUGCAGACCUACGAGAUGGUGGAUAAACACAUCCGAAGGCUUGAUGCAGACCUGGCACGCUUCGAAGCGGAUCUGAAGGACAAGAUGGAGGGCAGUGACUUUGAAGGCUCCGGAGGACGAGGGUUAAAAAAAGGUCGGGGUCAGAAAGAAAAAAGAGGCUCCCGGGGUCGUGGCAGGAGGACCUCAGAGGAAGAUACUCCAAAGAAAAAGAAGCAUAAAGGAGGGUCUGAGUUCACCGACACCAUCCUGUCCGUGCACCCCUCUGAUGUGCUGGACAUGCCUGUGGACCCAAAUGAGCCCACGUACUGCCUGUGCCACCAGGUGUCCUAUGGGGAGAUGAUAGGCUGCGACAACCCAGACUGUCCUAUUGAGUGGUUUCACUUCGCCUGCGUGGAUCUGACCACGAAACCCAAAGGAAAAUGGUUCUGUCCACGGUGCGUUCAGGAAAGGAGGAAGAAGAAGUAAGGUGGAUGCCCGGACCAGAAGAGCAAGUUAAUAUAUUCCUUCUUCACGUUGCAAUAUUUUCUCUUCAUUUUAAAACUACCUUGUUUCCAAUGAUAUUUAAGAACUCAGUGGCCAGUUGUAAUUCUGGAGACUUCCUAAAACAAACAAGAAUCCUCCCGAGCCCUGUUUGCACGAGGAGUGGUCUUACGGGGACUCGUCAUGAUGACUUUGUUCUGGAGACGUGGUACCGGCUCUGUGCCGGAGAGCUGAGCCUUCCAUGGGUGCCGUAGUGGGGACCAUCCAGCCCAUGCGCUGCCGUCCCUCUGCAGCUGAGGCGCAAGCCCGCGUGCUCCGUCCUGCUUUCCUGGGGCUGCCCCAGCACGUCGGGCAGCGCAUCUGUCCCCUGCGAGGCCUUGCCGGAGUCGUCUGCCGUGUUUGGGCUCUGCACCAGGGCCUAUGGCCUGCCUGGGCCAGGUGGGCUCUCCCUAGGGGCGGAGCGCUCUGUUUCACUGUGCACUGCCGUUUCCGUCUGAGCUCCCCGUUCCCUCUGUGAGGGUUUCAUCUUCUGGAGUAGAUGGCUCUCCGUCAGCACGCAGCGGUCGUUCCCGUGACUGGCCCACGGGAGCCGUGUGACAGACAGUGGGUGCGCCGUUUCUCUGGGAAUUCCUGACGUUUUUACUGUGAAGAUGAAAUUAUCAUAACAGCAUGGAGAUCGUGGGUCUGUGUGUCUGUGAAGUGAGUCCAGUCCAGUGAGACCUGAUUUUAAACCUGUUCUGUUGCACAUGGGUCGGUCAGCAGCUCCUGUCCAAGGGGACGAUGAUCAUGUGAUACGAUUUGUGAAUUUCUUGUGCCACACAGUCCUGGAAUGAAGCUGGCAAACUAGAAUGUGUCUUCUGUUUAAUCUGCAUUCACCAAACCAGUCCUGAACGAUGUUUUUGGGAAUAGUUGGGGGAAAUUACAUAUGCUUGGCGUGUUGCGAUCCAUUUGUGAUGGUGCGUAGUGUGACUUCUGGGAACAUGCGUGGAAUCGGAGACCCUCCGGCACACGUCUAAAGGAGUCCGAGGAGUCCUGAAGAAAGGGAACCUGUUUCUGUCCUCGAGGCAGGAAAAGAAAUCCAGGAGGCGGUGUCAAGAUGUGACAUUCCUAACUGACGAAGAAUCUUGCCUUCUUUAUCAGGAGACCUUCUGGAAUGGUGCACCUGCUUCCUGCAGUGACCGUGUCUACCAUAUGUUCCCGCCUUUUCUCUAAUAUUUCACCAAGGGCAGGAGAUGACGUGGAGAGAAACUUGGGGGACUGUGUCCUGCGUGGCCACUCCUCACCAAGGCUGUUUUCAGUCGGUAAAUGAGAGGUGAAUGUUAGCUUUGACAUCAGAGGGCCGUGAGCCUACAUCUGUGGUUCUCAGCGGGUCAGCCCGUGCCCCACGUGCUGUCCCACUGUCCCUUCGGGGCUUCCAGGGCACUGCAGGUGGGGUCAGUUGGAGAGUGCCACCCUUUCCGUCCUGUGCUGCAUGGUUAGGGUAGGGGGUCAGCAGCUGGCCUGACGAGCUAUCCCAGAGCCAAUGCCUUCCUGCUGCCCAGAAAGGAGGGGUGGGGGGCUCAGGAGGAGCACCGGCCAGCUUGCGUUCCUCGGUCUCAGCUGUGGCCAAAAACGAGGCUCGUUUGUAUUUAGUCACUUAGAUUUUUGUUAACACAGGUGUUUAAAGAUUGUGGGGAAUAAAUUGUGGAAAACUGUUUCCUUCACUCUUUUACCAGUCUCUGUGGAGAGGACAGGUGAGCGCAUGAGUUUGUGAUGGCCCUUUGGAAGCUGCUUUACUAUUUGCACUGCAUCUUAGAACACUUCCCGGCUGCCGUCAUCACGGGAAACUGGUGCCCAGGGGGUGGCUUGGUUGCUGGCCGGGGUGCCUGGUCCGGGGCCUCGCUUGCAGCGCAGGAGGGCUGGACAACUUCCCUGUGGGGUUUUGCGUGUCGCCAGGUUACAGCCCAGCCACCAGCCUUCUUUUUGUAGGUCUCUGUGCCUGCUGUCUCUUGCGUUCACCUCUGUCGGUUACGUAAAUAUCCCUGGAACAACAUGCAUAGGUAGAACCUUGGAGAAGACAAGACGUGAGCAGAAUAGGAAGAUUCCCUCCCCAGAACACUGUUUGUGUCAACACGGAUCUGCUGCCCCUUCCUGACUGCAAGUGCUGCCCAUAGUCGCAGCGACACCCAGCAACGACUGUUUGCUGAGGAGACCAGGUCCUCCCUGUUGGCCUGGCUCCAGUCCUGCAGGGGUGGCUGGUGCCUCUGACGAUCACCCCAUGAGGCCUGACCGCCGACAGUGGGGUGAUUCCCACCAGAUCCUGUGUGCCUGCCGGGCACCGGACCUGACCAGGAGGUGGCUGCAGAGCCCUGUUCCUUGGGUUGAGUGGGGGCCUGGGCUGGGCCCAGAGGUCCCUAUCUCAGCUGCACUUGAGCCAAGGGCCGCGGGACUUCCUUGCAGAGAAGGGGCACCUUGUUCAGAGGACACUCAGUGCUGUGUUAGCAGUCAGUAGGUUGACAAAUAGCCUCUCGUUUUCCUGUAGAAGAACACGCGUUGCACUUCCAAAAAUAAUGUGUGAAACUGAGCCCCCCGUGGCCGUUGCCUAUGGAGCUGCCGGCUGGGGCUGCGGAUAGAGCUGGGCCUGCGUGCCUGGCCCCGGGGUGGCCGGCUGUGAGAUGUGACCAACCACGGCCACAGGAGCCUGGUGUCUUCUGGUCUGCGCAGGGAUGACGGAGAUUUGCUGGGACAUGUGGGAAUGAUGGUCCUGUCCCGGGCAGCCACGAGGCACUCCCGACUUGUAGCUGGCUGCCCAGGGCAGGGUUGGCUUUGAGCAGUAACACUGUCCUGAGAGCAGCUCCCCUGUGUGGCCGUGGCUGGAAUUCGAACACUUGUCAUGGGCCUUGGAGAUGGAAGGUUUUCCCUAGUUGUUAGUGAGCCGGGACUGGUCCUCAUUCUCUGUGCCGAGAGAAGUUUUAAAACAAAGUCUAAGAAAAAUGUUCUCAUUCAGAAGAGAGUUCUAUGAAGUUUCUUUCUUUCUACAAAUGUAUUUUGUGGUUUCACUUUUACCACAUUUCAUCCAAAAAGAUGAUGCAGCUUUAACACGAAUGUUACAUUUUAUUUUCAAGGAAUUAUCUAUGUUCCCUUUGUAAAGGAAAGAUAAUAUUGUAAAUCUUUUUAUUAAAUAAUGUAGAGAUGUAUAUCUGUAUUUUUGGAUCAUGUUCUAGAUUAUGGAUAUAUUGUUUAAUAAAUGAAGUAUUUUUUGGAA
Molecule: messenger RNA, 4048 nt
Organism: Mustela erminea (ermine)
Lineage: Eukaryota; Metazoa; Chordata; Mammalia; Carnivora; Mustelidae
Gene: ING5
Product: inhibitor of growth family member 5
Exons: 8
Coding region: 67-789 (240 amino acids)
Biological process (GO): positive regulation of DNA-templated transcription; positive regulation of apoptotic signaling pathway
Cellular component (GO): nucleus
Molecular function (GO): chromatin binding
Source: RefSeq, a predicted model, not a curated record